This is a messenger RNA of Chinchilla lanigera (long-tailed chinchilla), 1573 nucleotides long. RefSeq names its product heterogeneous nuclear ribonucleoprotein D (AU-rich element RNA binding protein 1, 37kDa) (gene Hnrnpd). Gene Ontology annotation, molecular function: RNA binding. Gene Ontology annotation, biological process: regulation of gene expression. Gene Ontology annotation, cellular component: nucleoplasm. The record is from RefSeq and is a predicted model, not a curated record. NCBI's taxonomy places the organism in Eukaryota, Metazoa, Chordata, Mammalia, Rodentia, Chinchillidae.
CAUUUUAGGUGGUCCGCGGCGGCGCCAUUAAAGCGAGGAGGAGGCAAGAGUGGCCGCCGCUGCUUCAUAUUCCUUUCUAGCGUAGCCCGAGAGAGUGGGAGUGCGCGCCGCGCGCGAGUGGGAGGCGAGGGGGGCAGGCCAGGGAGAGGCGCAGGAGCCUUCGCAGCCACGCGCGCGCCUUCUGGGUCUUGCGGUGUGCUCGGCGCGGUAGCGGGCGCGCGGCGGCAGGGAUCCCUUCGCUGCUACUUGGGGCUCGCGGCAGCGGCGCGGGUGUCUUCUCGGCGGCGGCGGCGGCGGUAGCACCAUGUCGGAGGAGCAGUUCGGCGGGGACCGGAGUCCGAGGGCGCGAAGAUCGACGCCAGCAAGAACGAGGAGGACGAAGGCCAUUCAAACUCCUCCCCACGACACACUGAAGCAGCGACGGCACAGCGGGAAGAAUGGAAAAUGUUUAUAGGAGGCCUUAGCUGGGACACUACAAAGAAAGAUCUGAAGGACUACUUUUCCAAAUUUGGUGAAGUUGUAGACUGCACUCUGAAGUUAGAUCCUAUCACAGGGCGAUCAAGGGGUUUUGGCUUUGUGCUAUUUAAAGAGUCGGAGAGUGUAGAUAAGGUCAUGGAUCAGAAAGAACAUAAAUUGAAUGGGAAGGUGAUUGAUCCUAAAAGGGCCAAAGCCAUGAAAACAAAAGAGCCUGUUAAAAAAAUUUUUGUUGGUGGCCUUUCUCCAGAUACACCUGAAGAGAAAAUAAGGGAGUACUUUGGUGGUUUUGGUGAGGUGGAAUCCAUAGAGCUCCCCAUGGACAACAAAACCAAUAAGAGGCGUGGAUUCUGCUUUAUUACCUUUAAGGAAGAAGAACCAGUGAAGAAGAUAAUGGAAAAGAAAUACCACAAUGUUGGGCUUAGUAAAUGUGAAAUAAAAGUAGCAAUGUCGAAGGAGCAGUACCAGCAACAGCAGCAGUGGGGGUCAAGAGGAGGAUUUGCGGGACGAGCUCGUGGGAGAGGUGGUGGCCCCAGUCAAAACUGGAACCAGGGAUAUAGUAACUAUUGGAAUCAAGGCUAUGGCAACUAUGGAUAUAACAGCCAAGGUUACGGUGGUUAUGGAGGAUAUGACUACACUGGUUACAACAACUACUAUGGAUAUGGUGAUUAUAGCAACCAGCAGAGUGGUUAUGGAAAAGUAUCCAGGCGAGGUGGUCAUCAAAAUAGCUACAAACCAUACUAAAUUAUUCCAUUUGCAACUUAUCCCCAACAGGUGGUGAAGCAGUAUUUUCCAAUUUGAAGAUUCAUUUGAAGGUGGCUCCUGCCACCUGCUAAUAGCAGUUCAAACUAAAUUUUUUGUAUCAAGUCCCCGAAUGGAAGUAUGACGUUGGGUCCCUCUGAAGUUUAAUUCUGAGUUUUCAUUAAAAGAAAUUUGCUUUCAUUGUUUUAUUUCUUAAUUGCUAUGCUUCAGAAUCAAUUUGUGUUUUAUGCCCUUCCCCAAGUAUUGUAGAGCAAGUCUUGUGUUAAAAGCCCAGUGUGACAGUGUCAUGAUGUAGUAGUGUCUUACUGGUUUUUUAAUAAAUCCUUUUGUAUAAAAA